Molecule: messenger RNA, 888 nt
Organism: Exophiala xenobiotica
Lineage: Eukaryota; Fungi; Ascomycota; Eurotiomycetes; Chaetothyriales; Herpotrichiellaceae
Exons: 1
Coding region: 156-755 (199 amino acids)
Source: RefSeq, a predicted model, not a curated record
CGAGCCCCUCUUCACGUUCUUGGCUUCCGUCUAGUAAAGACCUCAUCUCUGGGAAUUACGAGAGGCUAGCAUACACGCCCUUGCUCGUCGGGAACGCGCGCAACAAGAAACAGCACAAGGACACAACCCACUGCACCAACCGAGCCACUAUCAAGAUGUCCGACUCCCGCGACCACGACCACGACCACGACCACGACCACGACCAUGACCAUGACCAUGACCAUGACCACAGCCAUACACCCCCUGUCCCAGCACACCUCUUCCAAGCCCGCUCAUCGCAAGACCAACCGCCCGACUCCUGGCGCGAAAGCGGCGUCCGGGUCAUUCCAGGCGACAACCUCGACACCAACACGGCGCAAACGCCGGGCAUGAACCGGGCGGCCGCGGUGAACAUGGCUCGAGUCGGGGCGCAGAAACUCUGGGCCGGCACCGUCAAGAUCCACGCCAACGCCAAAACGGGUGCCCACCACCACGGCCACCUCGAGAGCGUCAUCUACGUGGUCAAGGGCAAGGCGCGCAUGCGAUGGGGCGAGCGACUCGAGUUCACGGCCGAAGCCGGGCCGGGCGACUUCAUCUACGUCCCGCCGUACGUGCCGCACCAGGAGAUCAAUGCCAUGGAGGACGAGGAGCUGGAGUGUGUGCUGAUGAGGAGUGACGGCGAGGCGAUUGCAGUGAAUUUGCCCGAUGUCGUGCCUGUCGAAGACCCGGAAGGCGUCAAGUGGAUCGACCCAACCCAUCCUACCGGUGGCGUUUGAAAUCACAUCUUUACACAUUAUUCCCGAGAUCAUCACAGCCCGACUUCACCCAAGUAGUAAGUGGGUAAAUCAAAAGUUGGGGGACAUCAACUACGAGUAGUAAAAAAGCUGAAAACAUGCAGCGUGCGCUAUG